Messenger RNA from Drosophila obscura, 570 nucleotides. RefSeq lists its product as uncharacterized. The record is from RefSeq and is a predicted model, not a curated record. Lineage: Eukaryota; Metazoa; Arthropoda; Insecta; Diptera; Drosophilidae. Bases 1 to 570 code for a protein of 189 amino acids. The transcript has a single exon. Gene Ontology annotation, molecular function: nucleic acid binding.
AUGAUAGCUCAGUUUGUAGAGGAACAUCAAAGCACCUGGGACGCACUACUACCCGAGAUGUCAUUAGCCAUCAACUCCAGUAUCUCUGACACGACCGGCUUCAGCCCAGCUUUCUUGCUACAUGGUAGAGAACCCCGUUUGCCCGGCGCUUUGUACGACGAGGUCACGCCUGGAACUGGAAGCCCCCCGGAAUCAGCUCUAUCCAAAGCAACCAAGCUCAAGGAAGUAUUUGCCAUCGUCCGUUACAACAUCCAACAUGCGAGCCAGGAACAAGGACGCUACUAUAACCUACGUAGAGGACAAUGGCGCCCUACAAUCGGAUCUUUGGUCCUCGUGCGUCAACAUCACCUCUCCAACGCAGCCGACGGAUUCGCUGCAAAGCUGACUCCUAAAUUUGACGGUCCGUACAAACUGAAGUGCUUUAUCUCACCAAAUGUCGUCCGACUCCAACACCAGAGCAAUCGGAAACAAAGAGUAGCGAACAUAGCGGACCUCAAGCAGUACCACGACAACGAGGACAUCACAGACCAGACCAGCCCGAACGACCACGAGCAGACCCUACUAGAGUAG